AUGGACAAAGCGAUCAGCUUUUUGGGCCUCGCCGUGAUUAUGGGAAUCGCCUGGGUGUUCUCCAAACACCGCGGCAGGGUCAAUUUCCGCACCGUGAUCUGGGGGGUUGGGCUGCAGCUGCUGCUGGCAGUGGUGAUCCUGCGCACCGACACGGCGUCGUUCGUCGGUAUGUUCGUGCUCGCCUCGCUGGUGGUGAUCUACCUGCUCAGCGCCGAGGCUGAAGAACGUGGCUGGAGUCAGCUAGCGGCGGCGGCGACGGCGGUGGCUGGGGCGGCGGCGGUAGUCGCUCUGGGUCGGUUUCUGCACCCUUUCAGGGUCACCGACGGGCUGAUCGCUGCGGCAUUGCUGCUCUUGUUGACGGGCGCUUGGCGCAAGCGGGCCCACUGGGUGCGCUGGUCGAUGGCGGCUUUGCUGCCGCUAGGAGUCGCUGCGCUUUGGGCGCGGGGCAUCGAUGGCCGAGCGCUGUUCCAGGGCUUGUCCGAUCGGGUGGCCUCAUUCCUCAAUUUGUCGACCCUGGGGUCAGAGUUUCUGUUCGGCAAUCUGGUCAAGCCCGAAUACUGGUUCCCGGCCGGGAGCGACAGCUUCUGGCCCGGUUUCGGCGUCCAAUUCGCCUUUGCCGUGCUGCCGACGAUCAUCUUCUUCUCUGCGUUUAUCGCGGUGAUGUAUCACCUCGGCAUCGUUCAAGUGAUCAUCACAGCGAUGGCCCGCUUCAUGCGCUGGAGCAUGAAGACCAGUGGCUCGGAAACCGUCUCGUGCUCGGCCAAUGUGUUCGUCGGCCAGACCGAGGCGCCGUUUCUGGUCAAGCCCUUUCUCGAGGGCAUGACGAUCUCCGAGCUGCACGCCAUCAUGGUCGGCGGCUUCGCUACCGUCGCCGGUGGCGUGCUGGCGGGUUACAUCCAGAUGGGAGUCAACCCUGGACACUUGAUCGCCGCCAGCGUCAUGUCGGCGCCGGCGGCGCUGGUAAUCGCCAAGCUGCUCUAUCCCGAAACUGAGGAGUCGAUGACCUCCGGCGACAUCGACUUGCCCGACGUGCGCACCGCCGACAACGUGGUCGGCGCCGCCGCCAACGGCACCACCGACGGCCUCAAGCUGGCGCUCAACGUAGGUGCCAUGCUGAUCGCCUUCAUCGCCCUGAUCGGCUUUCUCGACGUGGUGCUGGGCUGGGCCGACGGCUGGGUCGACGGCCGCUUGUUGGGUGGCUCGGUAGUGCAGGCAACGGGCGAGUAUGCCGGUAUCUUUCCGGGCUCGAUGAAGACCCUCUUCGGCACAGUGCUGCGGCCGUUGGCGUUCAUCAUGGGUGUGCCGUGGGAAGACUCCGCCGCAGUCGGCAACCUGCUCGGCAUCAAGAUGACGGUCAAUGAGUUCGUCGCCUACGGCCUGCUCGGCGAGGCCAUCAACAACGGUGAGAUGGGUGAGCGAGCGCAGAUUAUCGCUACCUACGCGCUGUGCGGUUUCGCCAACUUUUCCUCGAUCGGCAUCCAGAUCGGUGGGCUCGGCGCGGUGGCUCCGGGUCGCCGCCGGGAUCUAGCCAAGGUCGGCCUGCGGGCCAUGUUUGGCGGCGCUCUGGCAUCGUUCAUGACCGCUACCGUGGCUGGCAUCCUGCUCUGA
Molecule: messenger RNA, 1608 nt
Organism: Nerophis lumbriciformis (worm pipefish)
Lineage: Eukaryota; Metazoa; Chordata; Actinopteri; Syngnathiformes; Syngnathidae
Source: RefSeq, a predicted model, not a curated record